UGCAUAGUUUGCGACUCCCGAUCGCUACUUGCUGAGCUUUAUUCCGACUUGUUUGUUACUUAAAUUGUCGAUUAUAUUCUUAACAACUAGGAAUAAACGUUCUGCGAUAAUAGAACAGGGCUUACAUCAUCGUAUAGCGGCUUAGUUUGUCUUAUAAGUCGUGUUUUUGCGAAAACAUGUAGCUUAUAAGUAUGUGUCGGCUUUAGUGAUCAUAUUUCACGGUUCUGAUAACAGUUUGUUUCAUUGUUUCGAAAGAAACGAGGUGUUAUGUUCGUGUUUUAGCGUUUAGCAGCCGUUAGGAGUUUGAAACUUCACGAUGAUGGAAGCAUGCUGUUCUCGCUUCACGUCAGCGGAGGGGGGCGCGCGCCUCGCUGCCGCCGCCGCCACCAAGAACAUUCUCGCAGUAGAAUACGCUAGCUUCAUACCCGUGAGGUUGCUGUAUGAGAAGGCCUAUCAGAUCCGCGGCUCUCUAUCGGAAGGGCGCAAACGCUCAGUCUACAUCACCCGCGCGUCCCGGGUACAAGUGGUGGCCUUCGAGUUGAAGAUACUGACAGACUUGGCCACGGCGGCUGCUCAGCUGUACCCUGAUGUGAACGAUUGGAGCGAUGAGUUGGAGACCAAGGAGGUCCUGAUCUGCACCUCGUCAGUGCUGAAGCAGCUACUAGAGGAACAACUCCUUAGCAUCAGCAACAUCAACGUGCUCAUCAUAGACAGCUGCCACCUCAUAUACAGCGACCAGGACUUGAAAUAUAUAAUGCGAUCAUACAAGAGAUGCCCACAAGCAGACCAACCAACCAUCUUAGCUCUCACCUACCCUCUAUUUUCCACUAAAAAAGACUUAGAUAAAGACAAUAAAAAUAAACCUAACGACACAAACAACACACAGAAAGAUCUAGAACAACAAUCUUCUGCAAAAGAGAGUGAGAUUGAAGAAGAUAAUACUACAGGAAAGAUGGAGAUUGAGAACACAAAAAAUGUUGAAAAUCAGACUGAAAUUAAUGAUAAAUCAAAAGCAGAGAAUGAGAUAGAAGGUAAAGAAAUAGCCUUAAAAGAAGAUAUAAAAGAAGAAAUGACAAAUGGAGAAGGAGAAAGAGAAAGACAUGUACAAGCAGUGAAACAACAAGAGUUAGGAGAAGAGAUGGGAGUGUAUGAGAAUUUGGAUGACUUCGACAUGUAUGAGAAGUUAGAAUGGAAGAUAGAAGAGUUGGAGAGUGAGCUGUGCUGUCAGAUGGACUUGGCUGAAGAUAUUGAUGGUGGGAAGAGGACGGCCUCCUCAAUCUCCAAGCCCAAGGAACUAAUCAUAGAGUACGGUUUGCGUCCAUCAGACGAGACGCUGCCCGCUCUGUACCAAGAUGUAGAUACAUACAUGAGAGUGACCGUACAAGACGCUUUACACUUCAUUGAUGAUCACCGCCAUGACCCCACAGAGAUAUACGGCGAGGAGAUGUAUGACGAGUUCAUGAGUAUCCCGGACCCCAAGAUAGACCCCACGCUGGUGUUCAAGCAGUUCCUAUACGUGCUCGAUCAGUUGGGCCCGUACGCAGCGGACAAAGCAGCUUUCGCGUUACUAACAAAAUUAGAAAAACUCAAAAUCAAAAUACCUUAUGAACGCCACUUCAUACUCAUGUGUUUAUGUACCACAGUAUUUUUGAAAAUCCGAUGCUACGCCGAAAUGAUUUUCGAAAAAGUUGACGACGAAUGGGAAAGAUUAAAGACCUUUUCGUCGCCGAAAAUCAUGAGAUUGGCCGAAAUUUUGGAGAAGUUCAAACCGCCGGAUAUUCGGCCUAACAAUUCGGUUGUUAACGGAAAGGAUAGUCGGGAUAGUAAGGAUAGUAAUGAGGUCGUGUCUACUGGUUGUGAUAACUUAAGUAAAGGGAAUUUAAAGAAAAUGUUAAGUGAAAUAGAAGAUUGUGAUUUCGCAUCUUUAGGCGACAGAAUUGAAGAUCGAGUGAAUACUUACGUUUGUAAUUUAAAAGACCUUGACUAUCCUAUAGAAGACUAUCCUUUAAGCAUUAAUAGUCAAAUCCUUUUAGAUCAGGAUAUUAACGAGACAGAUAUUCCUGAAUCGGCUGAAGAUAUUUCUAACAAUGAUAGUUCAACUAUCCCACAUGAAACAACCAAUGUCACUAUAAAUGACCGUGAUAGUGCAGAAAAAUCAAUUAAUCGAACGGAUAGUGGUGUUAAUAUCCCGGAUAGUUGCGUUAACGGGCCGGAUAGUGCCGUUAAUCAGCCGGAUAGUCGUACUACCGAAGUGGCGUUACAACAGCGAGGGAUGUUAGGGUUUCCCAGACGUGCAGGGUACAGGAUGAGAGGCAAAUCUCGGAUGCAACGCAACAAUGCAGCGAGGGUGCUGCAGAUGCAACAGAAUCCAGAUGCACUUUGUGGCAUCGUGUUCAUGAAGGAGCCACUGAUGGCUAAGAUUCUGUUCAUGGUGCUUGUGGACAUGUCCCGGAGUAACCCCCACUUAUCGUACUUGAGCGUACAGUAUUGCGGCACGGAGCUACCGGCCGAUCCCGGGACUGAGCCCCGCGAGUGUCUGCGCCAGGGGAAGCGGCAGGAGGACGUGCUCAAGAAAUUCCGCAUGCACGAGUGUAACCUGCUUCUAGCGACGUCUGCGCUAGAAGAGGGCAUUGACCUUCCGCGGUGCAACCUCGUCCUCAGAUGGGAUGUACCGCCCUCCUACCGCUCGUACGGUCUCUGUCGCGGCCGAGCCCGUGCUACCCGGGCUACAGCUGCGCUACUGUGCAGCAACAGUCGCGAAACUACGGAGAUGCUGCUGCAAAACGUCGCUACUUACAGGGAGCUGGAUCAGAUUAUCAGCAGAAAAUGCGGCUGUGGCAUUCAGGAUGAACCUCCGCAAACCGAGGAAGACCACGCGGACGCCUUCACAAGCUUCGUCAAACCCUACACUCCUAUAGAUAUUAGCCAAAAUAUACAGGAAAGCAAAGAUAUCAAAGAUAAAGAUAAAGAUAAGGAUGAGAGCAAAGAUAAAAGUGCAGCUAGCAAAAGUAAAAAAGUCAAAUUCGAAAGUAAAGUUCAAGAAAAAGUUAUAACUGAUAAUGCAAAUGGGAUAGACACGGGUGAUAAUAAUAUAAGAGUAAAUAAUAAUGUAAGUUUAAAUAACGAUAGUGCGAAUAUUCAUUCCAAAAAUAACAACGAAAAUAUAACUGAAGAAGUUAACACUAAUAAAAAUAAUGCCGAAAACAUUAUUAACAACGCAGUGAAAACAGUUAAUAAUGUCGUUAAAUCUGUUAACGAAGUAAUAAAUAAUGUUAACGAAGCUGUUAAUAUAGGAAUUAACGAUCUCAUUAACCAAAUUAUUGACGAAACCGCUAGUUUGAAUGUUAGUGAUGAACUAGAAAACAAUAAUGGUGACAUUUCUAAUAACGUAGACGCUCAAACGUCACAAAAUAGCGAAACUGGCGAAUUGGAGGUAAAAUUGGACAAAAAUCAUGUUGAUAUCGAUAAUCAUUCGAUAAGAAAUGAAAUCGAUAUUGAACCAAUUAAAACUGAAAUCGAAAAUCAUUCGAGUACAAACGACUCGAUAAAAACCGAAACCGAUAUUGAACCGAAUACAACCAAAAUCGAUAAAAGUUCGAAUGACAAAGAAGAAUCGAAUAAAGAAAUCGAGUUAUCGUUCAAUAAUUGUGAGAAGUGUUACAACGUGAAGAUCAGUGGUGUGUGUCUGUGUGCUAAUGUUAAUAUGUACUAUCAACUCUUGGCUAAAGCUAGUGCGAUGAAUAAGACGGAUUUCAAGAAGAAUAUUAGUGAAAAUGAACCUACUGCUAGUGUUGAUUUGAGUACUGCAAUCGCGCUUAUUAAUAGGUACUGCGGCAAACUACCUUCAGACACAUUCACCCGACUGGCUCCUCAGUGGUGGAUGGAAGAGAUUCAGCUGCCGGUAGCCGGGUACAAUGAUACCCGGACCGCUUACAUCUGCACGCUGCGACUGCCUCUCAACUGCCCCGUCAAGUAUAAUAUAGUGGGACACCCGAUGCCCACUAAGGUGUUGGCGCGAAGGAUGGUGGCGCUACAAGCGUGCAGGAUACUGCACAAGAGUGGAGAACUGGAUAACCAACUGAUGCCUAUAGGUAAAGAGAACUUCAAGGCGGCUGAGCUGGGCGGGUCGGGCGCUGCUCGGGAGACGGACGCCGGCGACUCAGCCCGCCCCGGCACCACCAAGCGACGGCAGUAUUACUAUAAACGAACAGCCUGGGCAUUCACGGACUGCCAGCCGGUCAUAGACUCGACGGACGAGGAGAUAUACCCGGGCGUAGACCCCAGCACGUUGGACAUAGACAGCGACACAGAGCCGGGACAACCGGAGGAUACUCAGAAGGAAGAGGCGGGUGAGGAAGUCAGGAAAGAGGGGGGAGGUAAAAAGCGCAACAUGCUAUACGCGAUAGUGUGCAAGCUGUGGUGUGCUCUGCCGGAGCGCUACAACACGCGCGGCCGCCGCCUGCACGCGCCGCAGCUCGCCAGCCAAGCUAUAGGCAUACUCAUGUCCCGCCACGAGCCUGACAGCCUUCAGAUCCCAGCAUUCCCUGUGUACACCCGAUCAGGCGAGGUCAGAGUGUCUGUGGAGCACGUACCAUCGGCAGAUGUACGGGUCUGCCCGCGCAGAGCCAAGCUGGUCAGGAGGUUCAUGCGCUUCGUGUUCGCGGAGGUGCUGCGAGUGCGCAGACGCGGCAUGAAGCUACAGAGCGAGGGCUCUACGCACAACAACUACUACAUCGUGCCUACUGUUAAGACUACAAACGAAGAUGGUACCCACAAAAUAGACAUAGACUGGGCAUUCCUAGAACUGAUCUACCAACACACAGAAGAAAAAAAACUCUCAGACAUAGAGAAACCGCUCCUCUGGCAAGACAACCCGGACGAAGAGCAUAGAGUAGAGAGGGAGAGCCAUAGACGGAGGAGGGGGAAGAAGAGGAUGGCUAAUCCUCUUUUGAAGAAAGGAGAAGUGUUUGUCUUUGAUGCUGAGAAGUAUAGCGAGGCGGUCGUCACUCCGUGGUAUAGGAAUCAGGAUCAACCACAGUUCUUCCUCGUAGCGGAGAUCUGUUGGAACCUGACCCCCGACUCGUCAUUCCCGUCAGCGACCCACCAGAGCUUCAGAGACUACUACAGCACUAAGUACGGAGUCAGCCUGACCCAGAGGGAACAGCCGCUCUUCAGAGACUACUACAGCACGAAGUACGGAGUCAGCCUGACCCAGAGGGAACAGCCGCUGUUGGAUGUAGACCACACCAGUGCCAGGCUCAACCUGCUCACUCCCAGAUACGUGAACCGCAAAGGAGUGGCUCUUCCAGUAUCCUCCGAGCGUACUCGCCGAGCCAAACGCGACCGCCUCGACCAGAAGCAGAUCCUCAUACCCGAGCUGUGCCGGGUGCAUCCAUUCGCUGCACCUCUGUGGUUCGCUACAGUGGCGCUGCCCUGUGUGCUGUACAGAAUAAACGCCCUUCUCAUAGCGGACGAGAUUCGUCGCGCGGUGGCCAUUGACGUGGGGCUCGGUAUACCCAAGAUCAACGAGGAUACCAUGCCGGGCUUCCAGUGGCCUGCACUCGACUUCGGCUGGAGUCUAGCUGAGGUAUUGAGCGCAGAUUCAGAGAAGAACGAUAAGAAGAAAGAAGAGGAAGAAUCUAAGAAAGAAAAAGAAGAAAAAGAAAAGAAAAUGAUAGAAGAAGGACAGAAGAGCACAGAAGUGGAGAAGAGUGAGGAAGUCAGAGAGAAGACAAUCAAUGAUAUACUGCAGGAGAAGGAAGACGCUGCCGCUGAGGCGUUUGAAAUCGGCACUUGGAGCAACGACAUGGCGUCUUCCAUCCCCGAGUCGAGCGAGUUCGACGAGCUCAUGGAGCCGCUGCCUUCUAACCUCACCUUCUGCACUUCUGCCAGUGGAGGCACUGACUGGUGCGAUCCUACAGGCAGGCACAAGUACAGCAAGAACUUCGCCAUGGCCGACAGUGAUGACUCCUUUAUGUCCAGUGACCUGGACUCGGAUGACUCGGAGCUGGAUUACGACGGGACGGAUGAGGAGACUGACACCAGUGGCUACGGGAGCGCCAGGAAUCCUAACACUUCAAUGGGCGUCCGCAUAGAAUACAAGACAGCCCACGAGGCCGAAGCCUUCGACAUCGAGCGCGUCAAGAAAGUCAACCCGGCACCGCUGCCCGACGACCAUGAUGACGCCGCCGACCGGGCCGAGCACGACAGGGUUAUACGACAGGGCAGUGCGCCACAAGAGUACAUCGAAAAAUUCCGCGCUUCAGUCGCCCACCAUAAACAAGAGAUCAUACAAAAGAACCACUUAAUAACCAAAGACAAUCACAUCACAGACAUCUUACCAGAGACUAAAGACUCCUACCAUAGCGCCGUCAUCUGCAAACGCAGCGAGAAGGAUGCUAUCAGCGAACUAUUUCCUUAUGGCACAGACGAAUUAAGCGUCAAAAACGGACAAAUUGACAUUGAAAGUAUAGAAAAAAAUAAACGAAAAAUUCUCCAAGAUUUGAAGAAUAAUUUGAGUAAAGAAGAAGUGAAGAAGUUGAAUUGUUUCGCUAUGAAGGACAUAAAUAUUGAUUCGGAAGAUUAUGUGAAUGAGAAAGUGGUUAAUGUUGGUUUUGAUACUAAAGAAGGGUAUGAGAAGGCGAGUAAGGGGGUGGGGGAGUUUAAGCCUUAUUACGAAGAUGGUAGGGGGGGUAAGGAGUUCGAUUUUGAUUAUCAACCGACGCUAGAAGGACAUCCGGGGCCAAGUCCUAGUGUUAUAUUGCAGGCGCUAACAAUGUCGAAUGCCAACGACGGCAUCAACCUGGAACGCCUGGAGACCAUCGGAGACAGCUUCCUCAAGUUCGCCAUCACAGCAUACCUGUACUGCGCACACCCCACUGUGCACGAGGGCAAGCUCAGCCAUAUGCGCAGCAAGCAGGUAUCGAACCUCAACCUCUACCGCCUAGGACGCAACAAGCGUCUCGGAGCGCGGAUGAUCGCGUCUAAGUUCGAGCCCCACGACAACUGGCUGCCGCCCUGUCAUAAACCUCCGCCGACGCUACAUCCUAGGAUCAAUGGCGAAGGCAAAGACAUAAUGCAGCACUUGGACACGCCGCAGGACUCCGCCGGAUGCUUCAUACCUUACAACCUCAUCACGCAGCAUAGCAUACCAGACAAAUCAAUAGCGGACUGCGUGGAAGCCCUGAUAGGCGCGUACCUGUUGGAGUGCGGCCCCCGCGGAGCCCUGCUGUUCAUGUCGUGGCUGGGGAUCCGGGUGCUGCCGUGCCACCACGUGGCGCUGCAAGACACCCACCCCUACGUGGCUACUGCCGCCUGCAGUGACAAGCAGCAGGCCGAGGCUUCCCCCCAUCCCCCGCGCAGUCGCGUGUCGUCGUGCUCGGAGGACGAGGCGGAGGAGGUGUUCCCGGCGCAGUCGUGGUCGUGGCCGGCGCGGGCGGUCGGCUCGCUCAGGCCCUAUACUGAUGAGAACGGACGGUGGAUGCAGCCGAUAUUCGGCGAGCUGAAGGCGCCGCCGUCACCUCUGCUGCGAUACAUUGAAGACCCCGACGGAGAACUGGAACAGAUGCUCUCAGGUUACGAUGCACUAGAGCGUACGCUACAGUACCGCUUCAAGGACCGCUCGCUGCUGCUGCAGGCGCUGACGCACGCCUCGCAUCACGCCAACCGCCUCACCGACUGCUACCAGCGCCUCGAGUUCCUCGGAGACGCUAUACUGGACUACCUGAUCACGCGUCACCUGUACGAGGACGGUCGGCGCCACUCUCCGGGCGCGCUGACGGACCUGCGCUCCGCGCUCGUCAACAACACCAUCUUCGCCACCCUCGCCGCCAGGCAUGGCUUCCACAAAUAUUUCCGUCACAUGUCUCCGGGCCUGAACGAGGUGCUCACCAAGUACGUCAAAAUACAAGAGGAGAAUGGACACUCUAUUAGUGAAGAGCACUACCUGAUACAAGAAGACGAGAUGGAGCAGGCUGAGGAUGUGGAGGUGCCCAAAGCGUUGGGAGACCUGUUCGAGUCUGUCGCGGGCGCUAUCUUCUUAGACUCAGGCAUGUCCCUGGGCGCGGUGUGGAAGUCGUACGUGAACCUCAUGGGAGCCGAGUUGGAGGCAUUCAGCGCCGCCGCCCCCAAGUCGCCCGUCAGAGAGCUGCUCGAGGCCGAGCCUGAUACCGCCAAGUUUGGCAAGCCGGAGCGCCUGGCGGACGGGCGUCGUGUCCGCGUGUGCGUGGAGGUGUUCGGGCGCGGCACGUUCAAGGGCGUCGGCCGCAACUACCGCAUCGCCAAGGGCACCGCCGCUAGGUGCGCGCUACGACAUCUCAAGGUGCAUCGACCACAUUAGAACUUAAUAUAAGAGACAAAAUAAUACUUUUCAUCCCACCAUCUCGGAAAGAGUAGUCCCUUUGAUAUCUGAGCGCAAAAUUCGUUUUUAUCCUCUAGAGCGGCAAAGUGAUUUGAAUUUAGAACAUCGUGUGCAAUACUCCAUUUGUGACACUCUUGAUAAGACUUUUCAAACAAAUACAUAUUAAACAAAUAAAAUACUGCUUAAAAUAAUUAUUCAAUUAAUUAAUUCUCUUUUAUUAUUGUUUUUACACAGAUUUUUAACGUCGCUUCAUUUCUAAAGUGAGUUUUCAAAUAUAUGAACUUUAAUAGGUACAUCUUUUUAAUUUGAUACUCAUAAGUGGGCGCCAUUUUGUUUUUUUUUUGCAUUUAGUAAUUUCCUCGAUGAGGUGGGAUGAAAAGUUACGUGUUGCACUCGAGUGCAAAGAUUUUUCGCCUUGUGCUCUUUUGGUUCCCUCGCUAUCGCUCAGGAUUCUAAUUAUUGAAACACUCGCUACGCUCGUGUUUCAAUUUUAGAAUCCUUCGCUUGCUCGGUCAUCAAAAUUGAGCACGCGGUUAAAAAGCAACUUUGCACUCUUGUAUAACAAAUAACUAUUAAAGCAUAGUUUACACGAAGCCAACACUGGCAGCCAAUAAGACUGGCAACCAUCGCUGGCUUGGAAUUUGCCUCAGUUUUUCAAGCACUGGCGAUAAUAGAGUGCCCGUCUAUUUUCUAGCCAGUGACCUCCGCAGGACUGGCGCCAGCAUAACUGGCUUCGUGUAAACUCUGCAUAAGGCCCGGUUAUUCGUACGUUACGGUAAAGUUAAAGUUAAAAUUUUACCAUCGUCAAUUUUGACCACGGUUAAUUUGACGUUUUUAUUAAGACCUUUUUGUACCAUAUGUGUAUAUUAUACUAUUUAGUAUCAGUGCUUUUUAUUUUUCUUCUACAAUAAAUCGUUCACCGAUUAUUAUCGAUAGCCUGAAAUUUUUGAAACUUAUCGCGUUUGAGUUCCGAUUAGUUAUUAAUAUCUAUGCAUUAUAGGAACUCGAAAUACUGUAAUUAUUACCGUAUGUAUGUUUACAAUUUUAAACUUGACAAAGACAUUAUACAUCAUUUUAAUACUUUUUUGUUAAUUACACCACAUUUUUUGGUUUUAAAUCCAUCAAAAAUACUUCUAAAUACGAAUCGCAAUAUAUAAAAAAAUCCAUAUGUAAGUAAGGCUAUUUUAAGUUUUGAAAAAUGUUAAAUAUCUAAGUUAGAAUAAGAAAAAACUAUCGAUAAUUUUAAGCUAGUAAUAUAAGACAGUUAAUAUUUAUCUAUUAAUCUAGUUUGUAAGUAUCCUAUUACAAGAUUGAAUGAAAUUCAACGCAAAAUAUCUUCAUAGUUAAACCAUUCAUUCAUUUUCAACCGGCCGAUGUAUUGAAAGUGAAUGGAAAUAGGUUCAAUACGGGGACUACGAUUGAAUUUCAUUCAUUCUUUUAAAAUUUAUCUAAUAAUCGAGUUAUAAAAACAUGGAGAACAGAAAUACUAGCGGAGAUGUCAUAACGGAAAAUAUCGUAAGAAAGUAGCGACAACAUGCGGGUGUUCGGGGGACGAGGAACGUUACUGACUCCGCCCCCAUACGCCUUUGGAAACCGCCCAUCCCUACUAAUAUUAUAAAUGCAAAAGUAACUCUGUCUGUCUGUCUGUUACGCUUUCACGUCUAAACCACUGAUUGAUUUUAAUCAAAUUUGGUACAGAGAUAGAGUUGACCUUCAGAAAGAACAUAGGAUAGUUUUUAUCCCGGCUUUUUGAAGAAUUCUCUUGGAAACGCGAUAUAACCGAACUCUACGCGGGCGAAGCCGCGGGCGGAAGCUAGUUUGUUGUAAAACCAAAAAUCUUCGACAGAUGUAUCAAAUAACUCGAACGCCUCGUUAGGUUACUCAUAACGGAGCGUUUUGGUCACGCCCACAGUAUGUAUUUGACCAAGAAAAAGGCGCCUGAUGGCAUAUCCGCUCAUCUUUCCUUCCUCAGUGGCUAUAAAACAUUUAUUGGCUGUAAACAUUAUAUAUUAUGCUGAAAAGUGUCCAAAAUACAAGUCUUCACUUAUUCCGUGUUUAGAAAGACACAUAAAAUUUGUAGGGUAGUCAGGAGUCAAAAAGUUUCACAACUAAUCUUGCUAAGGAGUAUUGGGUUACCCGGGUAACUCAGCUGCAUCUUAUUAGACUGGGAGCCCAGAGUUGGGAUAAGGCUAUUUAAGGAUACUCGGUCUUGCCUGUGAAGCUACACACACACUUAACGCGAAUCAUAUUUAUUAUAAGUUUUCUAAAAGGACGCUAAUAAAUGUUUUAAAUCCAUAUAAAAUGUACUUAUAGUUAGAUAAUAUAAAAGACAGCUAAUCCUAUAUUUGCAUGUAAAAACUAUGUUCUUAUUUGAAGCCAGAAAUACGUGAUAAAAUCAUUGUACAUAUAUCAUAAAAUUAUAUAAAGACAUUCACCCUGUCUUUUUCCGAGCAUCGAUAAACUAUUGAACAGAUUUUUAUGUAUUUUUCGCCAACAGAUAACUAACGCCUUGCAUCUUAAUAAAGUAAGGGUCUUCACACAGACCGGCUCGGAGAGGAGAGCAAAUUCUUAAUACAUUGAAAAUCGAGUACUUAGUAUUUGUAGUAAGGUUUAUUUUUGGAUGUGCACUGCUUUUGUCAUUAAGAAUGCUCGAAGGCGCUUAGUGUGAAAUAAAGAGGAGCCGAUCGGCUUCGACCCUGUACUUUUUCUCGGUCUUGCAGACGUUUGGCUCCGAUUGCAUGCUCUUUCAGCCGAUCGGAGCCGACUCCGGUCUGCGUGAAAAGAAAAAUGUGCGCCGAUGCUCUCCGAACCGGUCUGUCUGAAUGGACCGUUAGGCAGCUGGGCCGCUUACAAACGCGCUACUUUUUAUAUCACAAAGAAGUUUGUGAUUUCAAGUUUCAGAAACGUAAACGAAUUUCUGGUUUCCGAUAUACAAGGUAUUCACUAAAGGUAAAUAAGUGUGAUGUGACUUUAUGUUAAAAAACUCAAUUAAAAAAUAAAAUGUGACCAAAAAAAAAUGCAAAUGCAAUGAUAAAAAUUACUUUAUCAAUUGAAUUAAUGUUUGUUUGAUAUACAUAUGUAUAUUUCUUUGUGUAAAGUCAUAUCAAAAUUGUCUACCUCUAGUUAAGUGUACGCAACUGACUCAAAUGGAAUAUACAUAGAUGUAAGUAUAAAUGAUAAUAUAAGCAAUUAUAAAAUCACUGCCAAUUUGUAUGUUUUGUGUAUUUUUAAUCACGAAGCUUAUUUAAUAAAAUUUUAAGAGUGCUAA
This is a messenger RNA of Helicoverpa armigera (cotton bollworm), 11627 nucleotides long. RefSeq names its product endoribonuclease Dcr-1 (gene Dcr-1). Gene Ontology annotation, molecular function: protein binding; ribonuclease III activity; deoxyribonuclease I activity. The record is from RefSeq and is a predicted model, not a curated record. The transcript has 43 exons. Gene Ontology annotation, biological process: pre-miRNA processing; apoptotic DNA fragmentation; siRNA processing. Gene Ontology annotation, cellular component: nucleus; cytoplasm; RISC complex. Bases 317 to 8338 code for a protein of 2673 amino acids. Lineage: Eukaryota; Metazoa; Arthropoda; Insecta; Lepidoptera; Noctuidae.